Cinara cedri is the source of this 16757-nucleotide messenger RNA. NCBI's taxonomy places the organism in Eukaryota, Metazoa, Arthropoda, Insecta, Hemiptera, Aphididae. The record is from the annotation of a GenBank genome assembly.
AUGGACGCAGGUAUUCAUAAAUCACGCCAAAAACGAUGAGAAAAGUCCGCGAUGUAACAGAAAAUCGAGCAUAUUAUGAGUAUAAUAUACUAUUAUUAUUUUAGUUUUGUUUUUAGUUUUUGCCGAAAUACUCGAGUAACCUGAAUAACUGUCGUCGGUUGUAAAUAACAAAUGCGAAUAAAACAUAAUAUUAUUUUAAUAUGUAUUUAAAAUUAUUUUUCUGUUGAAUUAUCAUUUUUUUUUUUUUUUUUUUUAUAAAUACGUAAUUGAAUUUAGUAAUUCGGAUUUAAUGUCCAACGCUAGUUGGAUAAAAUAUACAUAUUCGACGAUUAUACGACUCUUUUAACUUUAUGUAUAGUAUUGUUGAUUUAAAAUUUAUUUGUUACUUUACACCUUCUUAUAAUAAUUUGCUCUCUUGCUUUUUUUUUAAAAAAUUUUUUUUUACCACCAUAGAUGACAUUUUUACGUUAUAUAAUAAUAAUUCUAUGUUCAAAUUUAUCUACUAAAAUAUUCAGUCGACGUUUUUUUGUAACCGUUUCUCUUAUUUAUGGUUUGUAGAUUAUGGCGACCAAUUCCCGUGUACAAAAUGCAACCGGAUGUACAAGCACAGAGCUAGUUUGAACAGCCAUUUGAAACUCGUGUGCGGCGUCGACCCGCAAUUUCGGUGUGCCGAAUGUGGUAGACGUUUUACGUGGAAACAGCACCUUAAACGGCACAUGGUUAACGUGCACAAGUUGUUGAAUAAUUUAUAGUGGACCAUUUUAAUAAUAUUAAAAAUAUAAAUAACAAACAUUAUAUUACACAAACUAUAAUAUUUUGUACGGCAAUAAAUUAGUAAUUAAGAUUACUCUUGUACUCGUAGUUAUCUGUGUAAUAUUAUAUUAUAGUAUUUGUAUAUUUUUAUAUUCAAACAUGUGAUUUAUUACUUAUAUACUAUUUAGUUAUAGUGCAAUGGAAAUAUGACUAAAACAAAAAGAAAACGAAAUUUGAAACUGCGUAUUUUUUUUAUUUAUUUUAGCUCAAAAAUUACAUUCCAUCAAUAGAUCAAUAAUAAAAAACAAAAACAAACAUAAUAAUAGUGGAAGUGAAUUAUAUGUAAUUAAAGAGAAGAAAAAGAAAAGUUAAUAUGACAAAGUCAGCCUCCUGAAUAAAUGAAAUGAUAAUAGUAACAACCAAACUAGAGUUGAUUUUUAGGACAGAGGAGAGAUUGAAGGGAAUUGCGUACUUAAAUUCCUAUUUUUUUUCCAUUAAGAUGUUCGUAUCGUAGUGUCGUGGUUUUAUAAUCAUCAUCGGUGUUACCUAUAAUUUACAUACAUUUCUAUCUGUGUGCUCAACUCUCGUAGACCCAUUAACUACUGUAGUAGACUUGAGUGAGUUAAGCACAAAUUGAUCAGACAAUAUCUACAGAUAUCUGUAAAAAGGAGUAUAUGCGUGGAAGAAAACCGGAAAUACUUCUUAUUUAUCAUUUAUAGCAUUGAUUGACCCAUAAAACAUAAUGCCGUAACGCUAAUAUAAGACUUAAUUCCUUAAUUAAUUGAAUCAUCAUCAUCAUCAUCAAUUGAUGCAUCAAUGGAAAACCAUGAAAAACGGAUUGUUUGAUUUUUGCGUUAAAAUAAAAGUCCACGGCCAGCGUUUAGCGAAUGAUGGGCCGCCAUGUCACUCGUCUAAUGGCUGUUUUCGUUACAGCUACUCUAAUUAUCUUCCCAAUAUAAUGAAUGCUGGGUAGAAUGUAACAGAAUUAUUGUAGUAUUAUAGAUAAAACCGAUAAUGUAUUCCCAAAAUGUGAUAGUGUAUGUUAUAGCGGUUGGUGAGGUGUUGGUAAAGAGGAGGUAAAUUAUAGGUGGCCGUAUACAGUACCAGCGAUGGUUACGUGUGUGGGAGCGGUGGUGGUGACGGUGGCGGUAUUAUAGAAGAGGUAAUUCGGACGACGUUGCUGUUUUAUUUACACGUUUAAAGUUCAUACUUAAAUUAAAAUCGUAUAUAUUAAUUCAUUGCUAAACAAGUUUAACCGAAAAUAUAUUUUGCACUCUAAACAAAUCUGUUACACUUCUUAUUCAAAAAAAAAAAAAUUAAAUUAUCAUAUUUUUAAUAUUUUCAUUUCUAAUAAUUAUAUCUAUGUGUGUAUCUAUCAACCUUAAUUCAAAAUUUAAAAAAAUUUGCGCGUCUAUUUUUCUGUCGUAGUCGUUGAACAUUUGUUUUAAUAACCUUGAAAUAUAUUUAAAUUAAUUUGUGAUUGCGCGAAUUUUCAUUUAAUUUUGCAAUACUUACUAUUGACUUUUUUUUUUAUUGAAGUAUGAUCAAGUUGAAUAUUACUCUUAUUACGAGUAUAUUACACGCGGGAAAAAAGUACAUUUACAUUCGUUCUUAUUUAAAUAUUUAUGACAUUGUUAUCAGUGGUAUGCGUAGUGGAAUAUUAGAGGUGAUAUCCCCGAUCGGUAAAACACUUUGAGAACAUAUUGUUAGUAAUUUUAUUUCGAAAUUAUAUAUUUCAGCCAAGUUACAAGGAAAAAUAAAAGCUUGAUUUAUUGAAUACAAAAUAAUUCUUUUGAAUCGGGCUUUUAAAUUCUUUGUCGGUUUAAUCUAACCUAAUAGAUUCUAAAACGAUUCUACAGUUUAUUCGUGAAUUAUGAUUUAUACUAUUGCAAAUUCCUGGGCACGCCAUUGAAUAUCAUAAUAUAUUAUAUUAAAUGUGUACUCGUACGUACGUACGUAUGUAUGUAUGUAUGUAUGUAUGUAUGUAUGUAUGUAUGUAUGUAUGUAUGUAUGUAUGUAUGUAUGCAUGUAUGUAUGUAUGAUUGUAUUUAAACAAUUCGGGUAAUCAUGUGAAUUUUUUGCAGAUGGUUUGUUUAAUUUCGAUUGCCCCAAAUGCGAAAAACAAUACAAAUAUCGUUCUAACUUAGUGUCUCAUUUAAAAUACGAGUGUGGUGUAGAACCUAAGUUUAGAUGUACAAUGUGUAAUCGACCGUUUACACAAAAACAAAAUCUGAAACGCCACUACAUAAUGGUUCACAAGUCUUUAUGCCUUUGAAGUAUAAAUCGUAUAGUAUGUACUUUUAUAUAGUUACUUAUUACUAAUAUUACAAGGUGUUUUUUUAUUUGGUUUUAGCUCUGUAUAAUAAUAAUAUAUUAAAUACGAAAACGUAUUUUUAAUUUUAGUUUAUUUAUUAUAAAAUAUUAUAUUAGGAAUAUGUAUCUAAAUGUAUCGCCGUUCAUUGAUUAAUUUUAUAUAGUAUACACCGUAUUUUAUUAUAACUAUAUGAAAUUCGAUUUUAUAUAAUUUUAUUUUUGUAUUAUAAAAAUAAUAUUAUUGUUUAAAAAACCUACAUGUUUGUAUUUAUGCUAUGUAAAGUAACCUACUUAUAGAAAUCAUGUGUUUUAAGUCAAAAAUGUAUGUCAUUGUUUUAUAUUGUUAAAAAUUAAAAAUUGUCUAUAUUAUAUAACGACUGCGAUGUUAAAUAUUUUUUAUAAAAUGUACUUUUACCAUCUACUAAUUUUAUACUGAACAUUCUAAAUGUUAACGUUUUUUUUUUUUUUUUUAUAUGAAUUAAAUAAAAAUUAUUAAAUUUCGAUUCAACUCAUAAAAUUCAUAUCUUUUUUAUAAAUCUAUGUUUACCUAGGUGGUUGCGUAUGCCCGUUUUAGUAAACAGUAUUUAUUUAGAGUGGGAGGGAUUGUUAAACGGAUAAUAUUGUCGAUGAAUAUUGGAAUCAUACUAAUAGCAUAGAAGAAACGAGAAGAGAUUCGCAAGUCAUCAUUAUAUAAUAUUGAGUACUAUGACAAAUACAUAUUACAUUUCAUUUUAUAUAAUUUUAUUUUAAAAAUUAUAUACUUUUAUAUAUACUAUUUAUAAGCUUUCCUUUCAAAAUAUCUCAUGAUACUUCAUAUAAUGAUAUUCUAUUUUAAUGAUGCUUCUAUAAUGUACGUAAUAAUUCUCAAAAAUAUAAAUGAGAUGCUAUACAGAGUAAUCAAUCUACCAUAAGAUAUUUAUUAUCUUAGAAAGUAUUAACUUUUUCGGAAUUUGUUUUUUAGAAUAUUUAAGAAAUAAGCAGCUCUAUAAUUUUACAUGUACUUUAUUUCUUUUAAAUAUUUUAAGGGUGUGUCCCCUCCUCCCAAACUCAAUAUCUACUUUUAAUUUUCAAAUGACAACCUAUAUUAAAAAUCUGGAAAUAGAUGGAGUAUUGUUAAGAAAAAUGUUGGUUUUGACAUUUUUGAUUUUCGUCUAUCUUUUGACGUAAUACUCUAUUUAUUUAUAGAAUUUUUAAUAUUGGUUGCUAUUUGAAAAUCAAAAGUAGGUAAUGAUUUUACCACCAAAAAUAAGGGUGACAAAAGAUAACAUAAAUAUAAAAAUGUAGAGCUGCUCGUUUCUUAAAUGUUCUAUAAAACAAAUUCCGAAAAAGUUAAUAUUUUCUGAAAUAUUGAGUGUUUACGAUAGAUUGAUUACUCUGUAUAAUAUACACAACAUCAUGGGAGGUUUUUCAGGUUAUAAAUAUUUUAAAAUACAUUUAUGUUUAUAAAAAGGUUUAUCGUCUUACCUACAAGAUAAUAAGGGAUGCUAGUAGCAAGUCGCAAGCCGCCCUUUAAAAUAUAUCAUUUGGUAAGUUCACACAAUUAUAAUUAUAAUAUUAUAUAAUUUCCAAUGUUUAAACACUAAAAAUGCAUUAUAAAAACAUUUUAUACACCCGUUGUCGAUAUACUACAUUAAGGGGCUUCGUCUCUCACAUUUAUAAUCUCUGUCUGUCUUGCACGUAAUACUGCAGCAACAAAAGCAUUCCGCAUUUCCAGGAUGGCUACUUUCUGACUGAGGAAGAGAAACUUUACCUAUUGUACAUUAUAUAAACCAGAAUACUUACUAUGGAUCCUAAAAACUAUUUUUAUAUUAUUUUAAUGUUUUAUUAAGUUAUGCGUGUUUCAAUUUUCUCUUAAUUUGAAUCAUUAAUAAUAUUUAUUUAGAAAUAAAACAAUUGAACAAAUCAUUCAUACGAUUUAUAUGAGUAAAUUUCUCUUUUUAAAAAAUGUGCAUUACCAUACUGUACGCUAAACUCAACCAGAGUUUUGAUUGUGGAAACGCGUAAUGCCUUUGUUGUUAUAUUGUGCAUGUGAGACAGACCGAGAAAAUAAAUGUUAGUGACGAGAUCGCAUCAGAAAAUGUAUACUUUGCUAUAAUUUUUAUCAAAUCUAAGAUAAUUAUAUGGUGGUAUUUAUUUUUUAAAUUUUGAUGAGGUUCCUUGUAAGGUUAGAAUAUCCGCAAGUGUUUUUGUUUUUUUCGUGUAUAAUUUUGUCCAUAUACAAGAUUUGAGGUUAAUAAUUCUAAUAUAUUAAAAUAUAUCAUUUGUAAUCGGUGUGUCAAUAUUUAAGUUUCUUAUAGCAGUAUUCUUUUCACCAAAGCGUAUAAACUCGAAAUAAAUGUAGAUAAUUUAUAUUUUGUUUUUAAAAAAAUAAUUAUAAAAUUCUAUUAAAAAUCAUACCAUUAUAUAUGAAUGUACCUGCAAUAAUUUGUAAAAAAAAUUCUUUAAAAUACUCUUAUAAAAUUCUAACAUUAUGAUUUAAUAUUUUAGGUGAUAAUUAUUGUUGAACGUACCCUACGUGUGAUAAGAAAUACAAACAACUGCAGAGCUUAUGGAAUCAUACAACGUUUGUAUGCUGUUUAGAUAAAAAGUUCUGAUCGCAGAUUGGGUCUGUGAUAAAAAGUUCGAGUACAAAUGGAUUUCCUAGAAUCAAUUUUUAUUUGGACACAUUAGAAUGAUGUCCAAUAGCUUAUGGAAUGCCGGAACAACUAUACAAGUCAACAAAAAAAUGUGUAUUUUCAUAAUAAAUACGGUUGAAAUAGUAUUGUUUGUUUUCUUAACAAAUUUAAAAAUUAGCUGAACUAAAUUUUUUGUUUGCGUGCGCGCGUGUAUGUGUGUGUGUGUGUUAGUGCGUUUUUUUAAAAAUAAAAAUUAAUGUUUAUGUGUAGUGUAUACAUCUUAUAGAUAUUAUUUGUAUUUCUUUCGUUGCUUAUAUUUUAUUUACGUGGUAUAUUGAUAAAAAAAUAUUAUUUUAUGGUUUUUUCUAAACUUUUAUGAAAAUAAUGAUAGUUAGGUACUACACGGUAACCUGCUACAAAAUCUAACCAACAACGGAAUCUGUACUUAUAGGUAAUUAAGUCGUUUUCGUUCUAAAACUGAAUUUAGUUUAUUUUCAGUAAAAUAUUAAUUUAUAGGUAUAUCACUUAUAAAACUGUUAUUUUUUAAACAAAAUUAAUAAUUUGAUAUCGACCACCUAAAUAUACAAAGUGAUUCUUUUGUAAUGAUCCAUUGUAUAUGUUCCUAUUAUAAUCAACGUAUUACCCAUAAUUACCUACUCCUCUGUUCUAAGUCUUAAACUGUUUGAUGACUUGUAAAAAUUAAAAAUCCAAUAUUAAUUUACGCAUAUCAAAAUGUUGGGCUAUAUAUUAUUUUUCGAAUCUGUGUUGAAAUGAGGGCAUGGAGAUGAAAAACAAAAAUUAAUCGGUAUUUAGUGGGAAUGAAUUUGAAAAUAGUGUUUAAUGAAAGCUUAAAGGAUUCCAUAAUGAUUGAAAAAAAAAUCAAAUGUAAGUACUUAAAUUACGAGAAAAUCAUUGGAUCGUGAUAAAAGAAUCAUUCUGUAUUUGUGCUAUUUUCUACGUAUAUGACAUUAUAUAUUAUAAUAUAUAAUAUUUUCUCAAAACUGUCACGAUUUUGGAAAUUCACUCCGCAAUGUUACUAUCUAUACGUUGAAUAAGUUAUUUCAACUAAUUCCUUCAGCUUUUGAGCUUUUAAAUAAACUUUUAAGAAUUGACAAAGAUAGUUUUCUCAAUCAUAUAAAUCAGUUAAAUUAUGUUAUGAUGUUUUUCUACUGAUAAUUUAAUUAUUUAAAGAAGUGUACCUACGUCCGGGGUCUGUACGAAUAUGAAAGUUGGUUCGUGUGUAUGCUUCUUGAACGUGAAAUUAUUAUUUAUUGGUCUCGUAAUGUGGUCAUUUGUGAUUUUUAUAAAAAUUAAUAUUGAUUUAAUGACGUGUUUGCAAUGAUGGAAGAUAAUUAAUAUAUAGUGUGGAAAUACUGCGGUAGUUCCCGUCAUCUGUUUUCUGUGAUUUCUGCCGCAACUGGAUGUACAAUGUGCAUGGCGUCUGUCUAAAACUCAUUGAAGUUUUAAAUUUAAAAGAAAAUUCCUAAAGUUGUACUUUACGAGAUUUAUUUAGUAUAUGGAUAUGCUAAGUUUUUAAACUUUAUGAUUCGGUAAACCGUGUUCGAAAUCCGUGUUUGUUCAACACUGUUUAUUGAAAUAUUAUUUUAUUUUCCUUACAGAUUUCAAUUGUUAAAUAACUUUUUUUUUGUUAAUUAAUAUUAAUAUAUAAUGAUUUCUUAAUAUUAUAUUCAUUCAUACCUAUCAUAGCGUAAAAAAUUAAUAUGUACAUGUAUGUAUGUAUUGCUUAUUGCUUCAAAGCUUAUAGCUAAAAUAUAAAAACAAUUUAUUAAGUUAAAAGCUUCAAAUUGUUGUUAAGGACAAUAAUGGGUGUAGGGGAGACCAGAGAUAAUUAAUUCGUGACCACAGAUAAUUAAAACAACUAGAUAGCCUAUUUUAUGAUUAAAUUAGAAGCUCAGCAGCUAUAUACUGAGAGGACAAAUUUUGUUGAUUAAUCCAUGAAAUAUUUGUUUAUGCUAUGGAUUAUUUGAUAGGUAAUAUAAUACAAAUCAAGCACAAAUUAUUCAUGGCAUAGUUUGUGAACUAAAUAAAUAUUUUAUCAAUACACGUGACUAUCUAGUGUUUUAUAUAUCCAAUGGUUGUCACUUUUUUUUCUACUCGAAAUAUAAUAUCUCAAACUAAUCCAAAAUUUAGUUCAUUAUACUAAACUCGUGUAAUUGCUUGCCUACUUUAAUUUAUUGAAUUAGUUCAGAUAAAUUAAACUAAAUGAUAAUUUGAACGAUUGCCUGAUUGAUUUAGAAUGAUUAAUUUGUAUUUUGGAUUCAAUAGUAGGUAUAUCUAUAACUAAUAUCGUUGUUCAUACUAAUCAUUUAAUCGCACAAGGCGGGUCUCUUAUAACGGCUUUUUAAAGCGUAUUAUGCAAACUCCCGCUUAUUUAAAAAAAUAUAGUCCUGAUGAAAACUUUGGGAAACUUGUUAUUUUUAAGAUCGUACACGGUUUAUUAUAUAUUUCCCCUUAUAUAAUUUUUGUUUGUUUAUUUUUAUUCUUUUAUUUUUUAAUGCACGUUUCUCCCGGGGUUAAAAACCCAUACACCUGGUAUUAUAUAGGACAAAUAAUUUUAUUUCUAUAAUAUUGUAAACCCUUUGAAGAUGUCGCAUAUUAUUCAUAAUAACAACUAAUAACAUAACAUGAUGAAAUCUAUAAGUUACAUCUAUCUAUGCGGUUCUUCAUUUUCUUUUUUUACAUAGACUAUUACUAAAAAAAAAAAAAAAAAUGUUUUUCACGAAUUUGUUUUUAUUUUCCGUCUUUAGGCGCUUCGGAAACAUACACUUGUACCAAAUGUGGCCGUUCUUACGACAAACGACCGAGUUUCGCUAAACAUUUCAAAUUUUGCGGCGUAGACUUCGAAUGCGAAUAUUGCGGUAAAACUUAUUCUAGAUCGGAUUCCGUAAAAAAACACCAGAGAUUGGCUCAUUCGCUGAACUUAUAAAAAACACCCAUCUCCAACACUGCCACCGUGAUAUAUAAAUAUUAUAUUGUGUUCUGAACAAAGAGAAAAAAAAUAGAUAGCGUAUCAAUUUAUUAUUUAUUUAUUUUAAAGGUACCAUCUGAUUAAUUCGUAUUUAACGGUUUUUAUUUGUUUAUAUUAUGUUUUAAAACAUUUUAUAUGCGUAAAAAUAUAAUAAUAAUAUUAAUGAUUAAUUGAUACACACACAUAUAUAUAUAUAUAUAUAUAUAUAUAUAUAUAUAUUAUCUACGUUUAAGUACCCACCUACAUUGAUUGUAAAUUUUUUAAUUGUAUAAAUAUUAUAAGAGGACCGUUUUGUUAAUAACCAAAAGAUCAAAAUUAAAAAAAAAAUACACAUAUAUUUUAUAAAAAUGUCUUGUAUUUGUUGAUUAUUUUUUUUUAUAUAAUAAUAUUCUAAUAAGUAUACUAUCAGUCGGAUAAUAUUAUCUUAUCGUUAAACAAAAGUAUUUCGUAACAAGUGCUAUUCUAACCGGCUGGUUGUUUUUUGUUUAUCGUACGUGUUUUGGGGCGCAUCUGGUUGCCGUAAUUGUUUUCUCAUCGUUUGCUCAUCUCAGUGACGAGAUACCUGGGGCCCGGCGCACACGGUGCUUGUUUUUCUGCUGGGACGUCAGCUAGAAGCAAUGACGAAAACCGAGAUAAUUUGCUUGCGUGAUCGCGUUGCCAUCACACGUUGAUUGUUGCCCGGCUGGUUUUCUACUCAACACAAUCAUAGAUAUCUAAAAAUCACUAAAAGGGUUACGUGACAAGAUCCAUAUUCUCGGAUUGGCUUACGUUCAAAUCCAUCGAGGAAUCGAGCGAGGAAAUAGUACAAUAUGCUUUAUCAUGCAAUCCAGCAGCGGAUCUAUUAAUGUACCCAUCACGGCACCUAUCACAACGCUCAGCAGGCGAUCCACACUAAAUCUAACAUCGUGUUUUGCUACCCGUGUUCGUCAUCAUUAUCUAUUCUUCGAGUCACUCAGAGAGCUAGCAAACCAAAACUCCGAAGAGCAUAUUGUAGUAUAAUUUCGAUAAUUGGACCUGGGAAAGGCGUAAUGUUCGGAGUAAAAAAAAAUUUAAUUUCUGAUGAGCGAACCGCAAAUCGUUAUUGGUGGGGGAGGUCACUCGUGGCGUCACGGUGUAUGGUAAACGGAAAACUGGUACGGUCUUUAUAAACGUGGAAAACUGAUACGAUCCUUAAUAGUCAAAGUUUCUCAAACUUUUAUGAAAAAAAAAAGAAUAAAAUAUGAACGAUUUAUUUUCAUUUUAUUUUACGGACAAUCGAUGGGAAACCAUGAGUGACUGCGAGUGAAAGUUAUUGCUAUACUUAACGAUUAAAUACCUCUCAAUAUGAAAUAAUUCAUUUUUGUAAAGGGUGGAAUAGCUAUUUCAAUAAACCUGUAGGAACAAAUAAUCCAUCAUUUUGGUUAAUAAUUAAGUGUAUCCAACAAGAUGAAGCGACAACGCGGAUUGAAAGUACCCACUUAGAAUACAAUUUACACAACACAAAAGUAUACAGCCUAAAAGUUCAGAAAAAAAAUACUAUGGAAGACAAACUACACAACAAAUGUGAGAGCUACUUAAAUAAAGAAAUUAAAAAAGGACAAUUUUUAAAUAAUACAGCAAAGUGUAUGAAAUAGUUAUUAUUGUUCAUAAAUUAUAUAGUAUAUAUAUUGUAUAUUGUAUGUUUAUUUUACUUACCUACUACUUUGUAUGUAUUUAUUUGUGUUUUUUGCUCAUUUUGAUUGUUAACAUUAUUUUUUUUGUUUUUAACGUAUUAUUUAAAUUUAACUUGUUCACGAUGGUGAUUUAUUAAAAACUAUAUAAACAUUGUAAAUAUUUUAGGAUCCCCUGAAAUAUAAAUUUUGAAGAGUACCAGUAUUCCGUGUUUUUAUUUCGUUUGUUAUAAAUUCUAUGGACCGUAUCAAUAUUCCGACAAUCGCGGUGUAUAGUUUCCAGAAGCGGAAUUUCGCCUCUAUAUGUUUUUCGACUACGAUUCGUCAUUACGAUAAUUUGCCUUUAGAAGUUUAGAUGUACUCUCCGCCAGAUACAUAUAUAAGGAUAUAUACAAAAGUACUGUAUCUAUAAAUUUCAAAAACAAAAUAAAUAUUAAAUAUCAAACGGAAUUAUACAUUACCUACCUACCUACUUAUUAUACUUGGAUAAUUUUAACGACUCGUACAAUAAUAAUAAUAGCAAUAAUAAUAAUAAAAAAAAAAACUAAUAAUAAUCGCUGUGAAUUUCGUAUUUAUUAUUAUAGUGAUCAGCGGCCGUUCAGUGAUGGCGUACUGGAGGUCGUCGAAUAAUAAACACGACUUUGUGAUGAUCGAUGAUCGAUAUCAGUGUCCUAACGCGUGCGGGCGUACUUACAAAGCGUUACACGGCGUCCGACAGCAUUUGCGUUACGAAUGCGGCGUAAAGCCAAAAUUCUCUUGCUCGGUGUGUACGAAAUGUUUCGCGUAUAAGAACGUGUUGAAAAUUCAUAUGGCGUCCGUACACAGUAAAUUCAAUAAUGUGUAUAAAUAAUUUUUUUUUUUUUUACAUACCACCUACUUACCUAUAAUAUACGACUAUGACGGGACACGAAGAUUUUCAAUAUUAUAUUCCAUAUCUAUGUAUACUGUGUAUAUAUAUAAUACUAUAGCAUAAGUAGUAUAUUAUAGUAUUUUAUUAUUUAUUCUGCCAUGUAUAAUUGGAGAAAACUUUAUUAUAUUUAUUAUACUUUUAGUUUAUAGAGUUAUAUUUCGAGAAAAAUUCCAAGUUUUUAAUUAGAUAACAUAUAAUAUGUUAUAAUAUCAGAUAAACAUAUUUUUUUAAAUCUAGUCCCCUGCAAUUCAGUAUUUUGUAUAGUUUAAAAUUAAAACCUUAUUACUACAUAUUAUAUAAUAACUAUUAAUAUUGUGUGAACUUUUUUUUUUUUUAACCAAAAAAAUUAUAAUUUAUGUACAUUAUGUUUAAACGUGUGUAAUUAUAUAAUAUUAUAAUAUAUAAUUAUGGUUUGAUUUCGAUUUUUAUAUUUUUACUCAUGUACAUAUAUACCGGAUGAUUCUUUUAUCAUUAAACACAUAUUAUCUCGGAAAGUAUUACAUUUUUUCGGAAUCUACUUUAUAGUCAUUUUAAGAAACACGCAGCUCUACAAUUUUCUAUUCACUUUAUUUUUUGUCGUGCCAUAAUUUUUGGGGGUGAAACGACUAUUUAAUUUUGAUUUUCAAAUAGCGACCUAUAAUGAAAAUGCCUUAAAUAAAUGGAGUAUUUUUGGAAUUUUUAAUAUAGAUUGCCAUUUCAAAAAUAUCAAAAAUAUUUUUCGAAAUAAUAAGUGUUUAACGAUAAAGAAAUCCCCGGUGUAUAUAUAUAUAUAUAUAAUAUAAUAUAAUAUAAUAUUUAUGUAUAAGAUGAAUAUCAAUAUAUCAAUUUGACCACUGCCAAAUACAAGUAUAUUCGUAUUUAAGGGGCUUGGUACCAACGCUCAAAAUGGUCCGACUACAGUUAAAUGGAACGGUUCGAUCUUGAAAAUUGGUUUUUUGUCUGAAAGAGAAAGGCUUCUUACGAACUUAUACCAUCGUUUUAUAAAUGAAAUAAAAAUGUUUAGAAUUGACAUAGAGAUAGAGGUUAGAAUGUUAUCAACUAAAAAAAUAAACGGUAUACAAAUAUAUUGCAUUGAUAAUGAGUUAUCCCUAUUUACCCGUGAAGUCAUCAUAUUUGUCCAUAAAGUGGCUUUACGUCCACCCCUUUAAUGGGUGUCGGAUAGUAAUUUAGUGAUUCUUUUUAAUUUUUUUCUGUUUCGAAAAUUACUAUUUAAAUUAUGAAAAAAUUUGACAUUUUCUUAAUUGUUGGUACAACUAAUCGAAAACGACGAUUGUUAUUGUAUAUGUAAUCAAACGGUAAUCUUUACUAACAGUUUUAACACGUAAAACAGCAGUCAGUAUUGUCAAAUUUAAUAAUUUUUGAAGUUAGAAAGGUCACGCGGUACAUGGGUUCUUUCUGAUUUUUUUUUUUCUAAUACGAAUAUUACAUCGUUUCUAUUUGUUCAUAUGAUUUGAUAUUUUAAAAUAAUAUUGUUAUCAGCGUUAUCGUCUUCUUGAAUACAGAAUAACGGCGGCAUUUUCAAGUAAUAUAAUAUAAUACCAUUUAAACAAUGUGUUUCAAUCACUGCAAAAGUUUUAAUUAUUAUUAUUAUUAUUAUUUUGUUUUUUUAUUGAAUUUGUUUUGAUUUCUUUUUUACACCAUUUUCCUAAUAAUAUAACAAUAUUGACGUUUUUAGAUUUUCCUCGGUGUGUUGACAAAAACCUAUAACAACGGAAUGUGCUUUUUAGUGUUUUCCCCUCGUAAAAAUAUACUAGUUUAUCGAAAAAAAAAACUUAUAUAUAUAUACACAUACGGCUUUUUGUACAAAUGCUUCGCUCUGAAAAUAAUAUCAAUCAACAUAAACGAUCUGCCUAAUAUGACGCAUUUCAGGUACUAGAAUUUGGCGUUGUGUCAACAAUCACUGCAGUCGGAAGUAUAAGAACAAAUUUCAUUUGACCUACCACAUGAAGUACGAAUGUGGAAAACAACCACUAUACCAAUGCGACUUUUGUCAGAGAAUGUUCUCGAGAAAUUCAAAUAUGAAGAAACAUAUGUUCACAGUGCAUAAAUACAUCGCCCCCUAAUUUCCGUCGCAAAAUCCGAUUUCCAAAAUAUCCACGUCGUACACAAACGCAUACCAGUACAGUGACCAGAAAAACAUUUCGGGGGUUACAUUAAUCAUUUUUAUUAUCACCUACUAUUUUUUAGAAUGAUAACAUUUACCAAAUUACUUUAAACAAUCAAAAAAUAAUAAUUAUAAGGGGAGGAGAGUACGUGCCCCAAGUACUUGGCCUUCUGACUACAGAACUGACGAAUAGUUUUUUCAUAUAUAUAUUUAAUAGUUAUUCUAAUGGUGAAGUCGUAGAGGAUCGGAAACGGAUAUUUUGCGAAAAUAAUAUAUUUUAUCCUGAGAUUAUUUAACAUAAAAAAAAAAUAUAUAAUUUUUUUAAACCUUUAAGAGUUGUAAACUCUUUUUCUAGUGGCGAUUAAUAGGUAGGUGAUAAAUAUUUCGGUUUUCAUAUUUAUAAAACAUACAUAUUUUAUUACUAAGAAAAAGGAAGUAUAUUAUACACACUUUUAUAAUUUAUAUAAUUAUCUCAGUGAAAUUGUAUAAUUUUUCUAAGUUUAAUAAUCUCACGAUAAAAUAUAUUAUCUUCAGAAAAUACCCGUUUAUAAUCCUCUAAGACUCAAUUCAUUUUUUAUUAUUCGAUAAUAAUCGAAAUUCUAUUUUUAAGUUUAAUAUUUUUAUAAAAUGUUUAAAUAGAUGUACGUCUCUAUAUUUUCUUAAUUUCCAAAACCUUAACUCGUCGGAGAUUUUACAUGAAUUUGAAAGUAAUAUCGGAAAAUUGUUACCUAUACUUAAGUCGAAUAUAUUUUUAUUUUGUUAUAUUUGUUUAGUUUUACGAAAAAAAUGUUGGUCGAAUAACACGGAAACAAUUUGAAAAUUAUUUAUAAACAAAUGUAAUAUCAUCUUUAACAAUUUAUUAUUUAUACGUUUUGUUUUUAUUAUUUUUAACAAUUAAAAAAACAAAACGUAUAAAUAAUAAAUUACCCGGUGCGAUUAUCAUAUGAUGUUUGAUUAGAGUGAUAGUAUUUUUUUAUACUGAAAUUAAGCUAAACUUUGACAUUUAUUAUUAUUUUUUUUAAAAUUAAAUUUGUGUAGUUCCUCUAUAUUAUAUUUAUAUGUUUACGAAUUACCAAUCGUGUAUACCGCUGUUUACCAAUAGUUUUUUUAGUCGCAAGUUGCUUUAAUUAUAUUUUUAAUUGAAAUACAAUAUAUUUUUUUUUGUUUAUAUUAUAUUAUGUUCUUCCGGUUUGACGUGAAAAAACCUUUUUGAAGAUUUUGUUUCGUUUUGUUUUGUUUUUUUUAAUAAUGUUACAAAUUUCUUUGGACAUAAUAUAUACUCGUAGAAUAUUGUUUUCCUAAUAUUAUAUUAUAAUAUAAUAUGUUUAGUACGUAAAACAAAUUUGAUAAUUUUAUCUAUUGUUAUCGCAGUUAUGGAUUUCAAAAAAGUAUAUCGAAGUGUAGUGUAUUGGUGUAUGAACAAGUGUUUGUAUUUUCAAAAUUAAAUUUGGUUUUAUUGGAAACUACAAAAAAUUGAUUUAAGCCGUUCUUUCCUUUGGGAUCAAAUAUAUAAUACAUUAUAUUAUCGUGUAUUGUAUCAAGCGGAAUGCUAUUUAAUACUUAAUAUAAUUUGUUUGGUGCUAUUAAAAUUAUUAUCAUAUGCCCAUAUAUCGAUCAGGAAUAAUAUAGUUAACAUAUUUUAUUUAAAUUUACACUUCUUAUGUAUAAAAUAUAAACAAUAAUAUCAUAUGGAAAAAAAAGUAACUUUAUAUAAAUUAUAAUUUUAUACACGAGUAUACCUAUGAAUGUGACAUUAAAACACCUAGUCAUUUAUUUCUUUGUGAAAAACUUAAUUUAACUUACGUAUUAUAAAAAAAAAAAAGUUAAAGUAAACUAAUUUACUCGCUGUAACUAUUUAAAUCGAGUAACUCGCCCAGCUUGGCUUUGGACGUAUGCACUAUUGCUGAGCACAAAAUCCGGAUUGAAACAAACGUUACAAUUCGUAAUUUAAUUCGGAUUUAGGGUAUCAAUUUGGACUAUAAUAUAAAUCAAUUAUUUAAUUUACAAUGGUAUCUACUAUCUAGUUUUCACUAGAGUAGGUUCCAGCCCAUUUUAGACAGACGAACCGAUUGAAUCUAAAAUCCGGAUAAAACGGAUUGAUCCGAAAUCCGAAUUAUGUAAUUGUAAUCGGGAUUCGUCAAAUAUUGCUUAGCAUUAGUGCAGGCCAUUCAGUGCAAGAUUUGCGAAUCCUCAUCUCGUUUUAAUUUUUAAUAUUUUUUUUUUUAAUAUUAUCAUAUAGCGAUACAAUUUGUUUAGACGUGUCUUCAUUGCGGUACGGCUGUCCCAAUUCGCAUUGCAGUCGAAGCUAUAAGAACAAAGGUUCACUAAGUUUUCAUUUGAAAUACGAGUGCGGCAAACCGCCGGAGUACCAGUGUCCGAUUUGUCGUAAAUCGUUCCACCAGAAAUCGAAUUUGACCAAGCACCUCAGACUCGUUCACAAGUUGUCACCCUCGUCUCACGGUUAUCCGCAUUCAUCUUCGGAAGAUGUGUAAAAAUAUAUUAAUACCUAUUCAAAACGUUGUUUACUUUUUAUGUUUUUAUUUAUUUGUUCUUAGUAGUAUAAUUUUUAUUAUUUUAAAAUAAAAAAUUUUUUUCCCAGUUUUAGGUUUCUUAAGCAGUUGAAAUAUUUGUUUAUUAUUAUUAUUAUUAUUAUUAUUAUUAUUAUAUUUUUUUUUAUUAUUAUUUUGUUGUUUUAACUGAAGUACGACGGUUAAUGUGCCUCGCUUUUAGUAGGUAUCGUUAUUUAAUCUUUUGCUUAAUUAUUUUAUAUUUUGUAAUAAUAAUUUUUGAUUAUUAUAAUAUAUAUAUUUGUUUUUAGUAGUCUGGGUUAUGUAUACCUAUAGUUGUCAGAAAAGUGAUUAGGGAAUUGUAGUUGCAGAAGCUUGCAGCAGCACCAACGUUUAAGAAAAAAAAUCCACUCCAUCCCGAAAUUUGAUACUGCCCCAAAUAAAUGAGUGAAAAACCCAAUACUUAUAGUCUUACAAUAAUUACGAGCUGACUAAAGAUUUUAAGUUUUCGCUUAGGAGACACUAAAAUUGAAGGUUUGGUCGCAAGGAAUUAUUUUUGUUCGGCAUUCGUAUUACUUCAAGCUGCUUUCCCUGAUUCCUUUUCUGAUAACCUAGUAGUACUACUCCAAAAGCAGGUAUUUAUUAUGCUAUCUGUGUAUGUAUAUUGUAUGUAUGAUCAAAACACAUUGCUGUGAUAAUAAUACGAAAUAAUCACAUUAAACUAUGUAUAACGCUUGUAAAAUAAUGUCAUUUUUUUAUCAAAUAUAUCUGUGUUAAGUUAUUUAUUAUAUUAAUUGCAGAUGGUCGGAAAAACUUUGAAUUAAUUUUCAAACAGGAAGAUCGCAACUGUGGCGGCGGGCUGCCUUUCGAUAGUGCAGACGAUAAUAUUCUCGAAUUGAACAGUUUGUGUCCUUUUU